This is a messenger RNA of Parastagonospora nodorum SN15, 1713 nucleotides long. RefSeq lists its product as hypothetical. The record is from RefSeq and is a predicted model, not a curated record. Gene Ontology annotation, molecular function: iron ion binding; monooxygenase activity; oxidoreductase activity, acting on paired donors, with incorporation or reduction of molecular oxygen. The coding region runs from base 1 to 1713 and encodes 570 amino acids. The transcript has 2 exons. Lineage: Eukaryota; Fungi; Ascomycota; Dothideomycetes; Pleosporales; Phaeosphaeriaceae.
AUGUCCCCAGCCACGGUCGCGAUAAGCGGCACGGUGCUCGUGUCCGCCUUUCUGUUCUAUCGAUGGCUUCUACCAAAGCCUAUUCCUGGCAUUCCAUACAACCAGGAAGCCGUCAGAUCGGUGUUCGGCGACAUUCCCUCCAUGCUGAAGCAUCUCCAAGGAUCAAGAACGAUGAUGGACUGGUUCUUAGCAGAUCACAAGAAACAUAACUCCCCAAUUAUUCAAAAGUUCAUAUUGCUAUUUGGACCACCGGUGGUGUUCAUCAGCGAUUAUCACGAGGCUCAGGAUAUUGUUAUGCGCCGCACCAAAGAGUUUGACAAGCCAGAUGCUAUCAGUGAUGUAUUCUACGGCAUCGCUCCUGAAUUUCAUGCUGUGAAAGUAACGAGCGAAGCCUGGAGGAAUCAGCGCAAGCUACUUCAAGAUCUCAUGGCACCUGCAUUUCUUCACGGAGUAGCUGCACCCCAGCUGCACCAAAAUUUCAUGGACUUGAUCAGAUUAUGGUCCGAGAAACAGCGACUUGCUGAGGGUCGGCCGUUCGAAGUUAAACAGGACAUUUUUGACGCUGCGUUAGAAGCGAUCUGGGCAGCUGUUUUUGGCAACGCAGGUACUGCCACAGUCACUCGUAACCAGAUCGAUCUCCUUUCUGGUCAGAAAAAUGUCAGUCUACCUGCCUCCGUGGACCAAGCGGUGGAGUUCCCAAAAGCUCCAGCUCCCGCAGAGUUUCGCGCAGUGCUCGAACUCACCGAAAGCAUUGAAGAAGUUAUUAAAUCCCCCUUUCCCCUGACAACAGGCUUCAUACAGCGCUAUCUUCCAUCCGGUCGUAGGAACCUCCGCAUAAAGGCUCAAUUCACCGCAAGAGAGAUUACAAAGGCCGAAGCUAGAAUGAAAGCCAGCGACGGCAAAGAGACAAAGAUCACAAACGCUGUCGACCAUGUCCUGCGCAGAGAAAAGAUGGCCGCUGAGAAGCAACAACGCGCCCCCAAGUACCAAUCCACCAUCAUCAAGGACGAACUCUUCGGCCUCCUCGUAGCUGGCCACGACACAACCUCUACAACACUAUCUUGGGCUAUGAAAUUCCUCGCCGCCCACCAGCCCGUGCAAAACAAACUCCGAUCCCAACUCCGCUCUUCGCUAUGUGUAGCACACGCCGAAUCCCGCGUCCCUUCCGCUCAAGAAAUCGCUUCUUGCCAGAACCACUACCUCGACGCCGUCAUCGAGGAGAUCAAUCGUUGCAGCAACACAGCCGCCCUAUUCAGCCGCAGGAGCUUGGUUGAUACUGUGGUGUUGGGCAAUUUCAUACCCAAGGGAACGUCAGUCUACUGCCUCGCCGGCGGCGGCGGCGUGCUCCAACCCGCCCACUCUAUCUCCUCCACCCUGCGCAGCCCGCAAUACCUUGCCGCCGGAGGCGGCAAGACCAAGCCUUGGGACGCUCACACCAUCAAAGACUUCGAUCCCGAGCGCUGGCUCGUAGCGGACAAAGACACCGGUGAGACAGUGUUUGAUGCGCAGGCGGGGCCGCAUCUUGCGUUUGGGGGCGGUCUACGGGGGUGUUUUGGGCGGAAGUUGGCGUAUUUGGAACUUCGGCUGGCAAUUGUGUUGGUGCUGUGGGAGUUUAGAUUGGGGGAGGUAGAGGGGGAGUAUGGCGGGUGGGAGGCGAUUGAUCAACUCACGCAUAAUCCGGCACAGUGCUAUGUUAGGCUUGAGAAGGCUUAG